AUGAAACCUCUCAGAUCAAACCCUCAAAAAAUUCCCACAAAUUCCAUGCUUCAAACUAGGAAAUCAAACACGAGGGUGAAACCUUCACAGUCGGUGCUCCUUGAGCAAAGCCUCUUAGAUCAAAACCCUCUCAGAUCAAACAUACCAAGAUGGUAUGGCAGUGACACUGUGGCUCUGAAGGCUUGUGGCUUGUGGGUUGUGUUGGCUUGUGCCUUUGACUCUGAAGCAGCUCUAAAGGCUUUAACUUCGAUCGAUG
Ilex paraguariensis (yerba mate) is the source of this 256-nucleotide messenger RNA. The record is from the annotation of a GenBank genome assembly. NCBI's taxonomy places the organism in Eukaryota, Viridiplantae, Streptophyta, Magnoliopsida, Aquifoliales, Aquifoliaceae.